GCACGCGGGAACCCGAAGGUUCUGUAAUCGGUUUGGUAAAACGGAGUAAUUUCGACGUAGUACUCAAUUAUGUUGUGCGUGUUGCGAGAAAACGAAAUUGUCGCUAAUUCUUCGAUGUAACUUUACAUCUUUGAUGUAGAGUGUGUGCGCGCGCGCGCGCACGCGCGCUCCUCUACUUACACGUGACUACGUGUGUGAGUGGGUUGUUUCGUUAACUGGAGCACGUGUGCGACAAUCAAUUAAUUAUAUUUUGAAUAGUUGUGCGAAACACUCUUAUUGCCGGGCAUGAGUAUCGUUUCAACGUAACUCGUCCGAAUUUCUUUUUAAUUGUUAAUUCUUAAAUAAACAUUUUACGAUUCCUCGAUAAGACGAAAUGAAAAUAUUCAUGAUUAGGCGUUUAAUAUAAUGGGCACCAAAAAUGUAAAUGAGUUUAUAGGUGGCGUUAAUAAUAACUAGACACGACGCUAAGACUCGGCUUCAUUUCAAGCGUGAUCCUUGAAACGCGUUCGUUCUUUUUAGACAUUCCACAUUUGAGACAUUCCAUUGCCUAAUUCGUUUCUCAAUCAGACGCUUUGGAUGAGACUUUUUUUUUUUCUUUCUACAAAUCUGUUAACGUUUAAAGACGUUACGUUAUGAAGGAUUAAAAAUGAAUCCGACAACGUUGAAGAAUUGGUUGGUACGCGGUGAGCUCGAGAAGCUUGAAAAUAUUGUGUUGGAGGGACGUGGCGCACGUUUGUUGGGCGAACAUUCUCCAGAUCUUAGAACCCGUGUCUUCCUGAAGGGACUCCCGAAUUACCUGACGAAGAUAUCUCAAGCUCACGACGCGGUUACGCGAGGUUCCUUGGUAGAAACUCAGAGGAUUAUAACGGAAGAACCAAAGAAAAAGUUGGCCAUCGCUAAGGAUCCAUCCGGGAUACCGCUCAUUCACAAGGCGAUUUAUCAUGAUCAACCAGAAAUAGUUGCAUGGCUUGUACAUAAUUACCCAAUCACGACUCAACAAAGGGACAAAGAAGGUAGAACGGCUUUACAUUAUUGCGCUGCCUGUAGAGAUCCUAGCACGGUGUGGGACAUUUUGAUAGAGGGUGGCUGCGACGCCAGUGUUUGCGACAAGCGUGGAAAUCCGGCAGCUUAUUAUCUUGAACACAGUUCCGAGGUCGAGUUAGCCGAAACGGAGAGGAUGCCUAAUCGAAAAGGCAGCACUACGAAAGAAACCUUUGACUUCAAGCCUUCCAAUAUAAGAAUAUGGAUUCAUAAUCGGGACAUUAGAAAAUUGCAGCAGGUUCUAUGGGAAGGUCACGGUGGCAAAUUACGAUGCGAGACAAGCAACAAUCCGAGGGUGAAGAAGUUUUUGGAAGCGGUACCUUUUAUAAUGGGUACCGUGAAAGAUGUACACUCAACGACUGUGAAAAACGAUUUGGAGGGUCUGAAGAAGAAAUUAGAGGAUCCGGUCUCGCCUAUUAUUUUGUGUAGCAAGGAUGCAAACGGUUUGAACGUCUUGCACAAGGCUGCCGGAUUGGGUUAUCUGGAAGUCGCUCGUGAAAUCCUUGAGAGGUAUCCAUCGAUAGUAACGGCCCAAGAUAACGAAGGUAAAACACCGUUACAUUAUGCGGCUGCGUUGAAGGACGACGGUGCCAUGUACAAUCUAUUGACCGAGCAUGGGGCCGACGAAAGCAAAUUGGAUAACAAACAAAAGGCAGCCGCUUUUUAUAAAAAUCGUCCGUCCGACGUGGACCUAUCCAAUUUAGUCGUGAUACCGGAAGCGCCACGAGUAUCGGGAAUGUCCUAUCCAAAAAAUUGGGACUGGAGAAUCUUGGAGGUAGCUGAAACAUUUGUACGUCCAGCAAAGAAAUCGCCAAGUAGCAAUGAGGUCGACAGUGCAUUUGAAAGCGCCGAACCAUCAAUUAGGAGCUCAAACGUUAUUACCGAGGACGCGAAAAUAGUUGAAGAAGAGAAGGAUGAUUCGAUUACGAAAGAUGAGGGUUUGUCCGAGCUUACGUCCGAAAUAGUCGAAGGAAACGAAGAGAAAUCGUCGGACGAUGAUGUAAUUACUGGCGCGAAAGACGACGACAAGGACGACGACAAGGACGACGACAAGGACGACGACAAGGACGACGACAAGGACGACGACAAGGACGACGACAAGGACGACGAGAAGGACGACGACAAGGACGACGAGAAGGACGACGAGAAGGACGACACGAUAGACGACGAGAAAGAUGAGGAAAUGGCAGAAGAUACGGCAGAAGAAACGAACGGAAACGACGCGAAAGAGCAACCUCGAGAGAUCGAGGAAUCUGAUAAGGUUGAGGAUACAACGAAUGAGCCGAUUGGUACCGAUCAAGAGGAGAGGAGUGAUCCUAGUACGGGCGACUCUGGGGUCGAUGAUCCAACGAACGAAGAAGAUCAGGUCAUCGUGGGCGAACACGAAGAGUUACCAGAAGCGGAAUUGAAAGAGGGUAGCAUGAUUUUGGAUCCGGAAGUGGAGAAUUUAUUGGAGAACGGAAAUAUGGAACAAUUGGCAGCGUUGGUGUUGAACGGCGAAGGUAGACGACUUGUUGGUCGGCAAUCGAAUAAUCCCGAACUUCAGGCCUUCAUCGACAAUGUGCCUGCUUAUAUGGGAAAAAUUCACGCCGUACAUAUGGCAGCGCGAGAAGGGAAUCUAAGAGAUUUGCAAAGCGCAUUGGAUCGUCGCAAAUUUGCCGUAGCAAGGGACGGUUCGUCGCCUCGCGGUGCAACGCCUCUUCACGUUGCAGUGGUCUUUGGUAAUACAGCUGUCAUCAGGUAUCUGGCAGGAAGAUUCCCGGAAACGGCACACGCGAUCGAUCUCGACGGUAGAACGCCGUUGCAUUAUGCAACAACGCUCGCCGACAACGGACAUUAUUACAAUCUUCUUCUUAAUUUGGGAGCGAAUCCGCUUGUAAAGGACAAUUUAGGAAAUAAGGCGGAUCAUUACAAACUAAAUCAGGAUGAACUAUCGCACAAAAGACUACUUCGUGAUUUCGGAGCCAGCGAAAAACUCGCCGAAGAAAUGUUGACGGACAAAGACGAUAAUCAACUCGAUAUUCCUAUAUUUCGCACGGAGGAAGGUCGUUAUUUAGCAUCGUGUAAGUCUUUGGGUGAUCCAUUGAUCAAGGGUCUAACCGAAGUGGCUAAUGCACGUCCAAACGAUCCGGUCACAUAUUUGGCGACUUAUCUAUACAAUUUUGCUAGCAAUAAUAAAAGUGACGAUCGGCGGGAAUCCAACGUACUGAUAAUACCCGAACGUGAAAACGAAUCUCUCGACAAUCCUGACAAUGAAAACGGGGACGAGGACGCGGGCUAUCCUCAAAGUCCAGAUUCCGAUGUACCAGAAUCAACUUUUAGCAACCCAAACAGAGACGAGCACGGGCAAAGUAUGAUACAUUUUGCAGCUGUACGUUCUUAUUCGAAAGACGGCUUGUAUCAUCUUUUGCAAGAGACACAGGUCAACGUCGGUUUUAGGGACGAAGUUUAUCGAACAGCUAGGGACGUUGCGGAACAGGCUAAUAUCCGUGAGAAUGUCGAAGAGAUCGAUCGUUGGGUCGUAUAUUUGGCCGCAAGGGGUGAAACGGAAAAGCUGGUGGAACUUUUGCUGGAAGGUUACGAUCAUAUCCUCGACGCGGAAGACGAUAAAAUGAAUAUCGUUGACGUCGCGAUUCAGAGAGAUCACGAGGCGACCGUGCAAUUUUUACAAUCUAUUCCUAAUUACGUGGAUCAACGAGAGGAUACGCACCGUGCCAUACGUUUCGCCGAUGUCGCCAAAGUGAAGGAGCUUUUAAAUAAAAAUAACGGCGGUGGAAAGUUAUUAGCAGUUGGAAAAAAUAUAACCGGUCGGUGUGCCCUUCACAUCGCUGUUCUACGAGAAAACGAAGAGAUCGUACGAUUAAUAGCUAAUACAUAUCCGGAAACAUUGCGAAUUGGCGACAACCUUGAAAGAACUGCUCUUCACUACGCAAUGGGAGUACCAUCGGUUGAAAUAUUAAGCAACAUUCUCAUAAAAGCGGGUGCGAAACGAAUCGUCAAAGAUUUGAAAUCACGACAGCCUUCGUACUAUUUUAUGAACAAAUCGGAUAUUGAGAGACUUCAGGAGGAGGAAGAAGCGAUGGGCAAGUAAUUAUGAAUUGUAAAAGAUGCUAACGUAUAAGCAUUGUAUUUUUAUUCGCAGAUACUUUUUAGUCAUGUUUAUCGGGAAUAUUAUUACCUGCAUAGUUUAUGCAACGGCGCACAAUAAUACUGUCGUUAUCGCUUCGUUAAGAACACAAUUAUUAAUGAAUAAUUGGAAUGAUUUAAGUACUUAUGGGCAUGUAAGUCUAUAGCAAUAUAUUCCUUUAAUUUUAUCAUUUAUCCUACUUUGGUUAAACAAUAUGUUAUAUCUCCUCUCUUUUCCGUCGGAUAUUUUCAAUUUAUUAUAAUUUAAUCACAAUAAAUAACUCGGACAGAGUGUAGAGGAAAUCAUAUAAUCGGUAAAUAGUCAGAAGGAUGUAACAUACGAAAUAUAAUAUUAAUAAGUUGAUGUUGUAUAA
Molecule: messenger RNA, 4541 nt
Organism: Vespa crabro (European hornet)
Lineage: Eukaryota; Metazoa; Arthropoda; Insecta; Hymenoptera; Vespidae
Exons: 21
Coding region: 647-4132 (1161 amino acids)
Molecular function (GO): protein binding
Source: RefSeq, a predicted model, not a curated record